This is a messenger RNA of Actinia tenebrosa (Australian red waratah sea anemone), 669 nucleotides long. RefSeq names its product neurogenic differentiation factor 6. The record is from RefSeq and is a predicted model, not a curated record. Gene Ontology annotation, biological process: regulation of transcription by RNA polymerase II; developmental process. Gene Ontology annotation, molecular function: protein dimerization activity; RNA polymerase II transcription regulatory region sequence-specific DNA binding; DNA-binding transcription factor activity, RNA polymerase II-specific. NCBI's taxonomy places the organism in Eukaryota, Metazoa, Cnidaria, Anthozoa, Actiniaria, Actiniidae.
AGCACCUAACGUUCAAGGAGUCAAGACAACUUCAGAUGGAUUCCAUGAACAGCAAAGGAAAAGCUCUACCACAAACUAAAGGAAAGAAGAAAAUGAAGAGAAGAGGACCAAGGUUGACAGGCGUUAGUAGGCAAAGACGUCUAGCUAAUGCCAGGGAGCGAAAUAGGGUGCAAAUCCUAAAUGCUAAGAUUGAUGCAUUGCGGGAUCUCAUACCACUUUUCCCAGACGAGAAGAAACCUUCCAAAACUGACACAGUCAGACUUGCUGCAGAAUAUAUUGGUCACCUCACAGAUAUACUAGAAACCACCAAGAAACCUUCUUCCUUGAGCGAUUCUUCUGCAAGUUCAAGCAUUGAUGACUUUGAUUUCGAUGACUUUACAACCGAGUUCGACUUUUCUGACUUAGCUCAAGAUGAUCCGUUCCCUGAAAUCGCUGAUUUUAGUGUAGAAGAUUUAUUCUGGGACGAUACGGGAUUUCAGUACUGAUCAAUGAACGAGAUGGGACACAAUGGAAGAUGGAAUUCAAAAUUCAUCAAAUAAAUCUUAACAUUUACAAGGUGAUAACCAGAAUAUUUCAGGAACGUCUUCAUACAUUUGUUCCUCUAUAAAGACAGCAUUUGAACAGAAAACAUUAAAUAAUGUAUUGAAUUUUAAGUAGCCAAGCAAGUUA